AUGGACAGCUCGCCCACCUCUCUCUUCGAUUCUUACGAGCAGGAAUUUCACCAGCUUAUUGAUGCUGUGCGCACAAAGCUAGAUGGCGAUGCAAAGAACGAGCAGGGAGGUUCUGUUCCAGAGCAGCGCAAGGCUGCCCUCAGAAGAGUCGAGAUGGAACUCGAUGAAGCAGAUGAAAUGGUAUCGCAGAUGGAGAUUGAAAUCCAAGGCAUACCCCAGUCCAUCAAGGCUCAAUACCAAGCCCGCCUCCGCACCACGAAGUCAGAACUGUCCCGGUACAAGAAACUCUCCAAGGACCUCCAUUCGCACUUCAACCGCACCGAUCUCCUUGCUUCUUCCGGCAGCCGGGUGGGCUCGCCAAUAUCCGACGACCCUUACGGCAAUGCCAGCGACCGAUCGCGUCUCCUCUCAGGCACGACAGUUUUGGAGGAUGGCACACGCAGGCUGCAAGAAUCGCAGCGCAUUGCGCUGGAGACGGAGGGUCAGGGCGCCGAAAUACUCAUGAACUUGCGGCAGCAGAGAGAGCAGAUUGAGAACGCUAGGGACACACUUCAUACCGCGGAUAACGCCAUAGAUCGCGCUUCAGGGACACUCAAGAAGAUGAUCAGACGCAUGUACCAACAGCGAGUGGUGACCGCUGCCAUUAUCAUCGUCCUUGUCCUGCUUAUCUGUAUUAUAAUUUGGGAGAAGCUUCUCCGUUGA
Molecule: messenger RNA, 702 nt
Organism: Coniophora puteana RWD-64-598 SS2
Lineage: Eukaryota; Fungi; Basidiomycota; Agaricomycetes; Boletales; Coniophoraceae
Product: vesicle transport v-snare protein vti1
Exons: 5
Coding region: 1-702 (233 amino acids)
Biological process (GO): Golgi to vacuole transport; vesicle fusion with Golgi apparatus; intra-Golgi vesicle-mediated transport
Cellular component (GO): late endosome membrane; endoplasmic reticulum membrane; ER to Golgi transport vesicle membrane
Molecular function (GO): SNARE binding; SNAP receptor activity
Source: RefSeq, a predicted model, not a curated record